This is a messenger RNA of Empidonax traillii (willow flycatcher), 1973 nucleotides long. It is a transcript of the gene FAM20A, whose product is annotated as FAM20A, golgi associated secretory pathway pseudokinase. The record is from RefSeq and is a predicted model, not a curated record. The coding region runs from base 16 to 1563 and encodes 515 amino acids. Lineage: Eukaryota; Metazoa; Chordata; Aves; Passeriformes; Tyrannidae. The transcript has 11 exons. Gene Ontology annotation, cellular component: Golgi apparatus. Gene Ontology annotation, molecular function: protein serine/threonine kinase activator activity.
GCUCCCGCACCGGCCAUGCCGGGGCCGCGCCGGGACCGCCCGGCCGUGCUGCUGCUGCUCGGGGCUCUGCUGGCCGCCGACCUCUACUUCCACCUCUGGCCGCGGGCGCGGCGGGAGCUGGCGGGGGAAAGGGCGUCGUCCCCGGGGAGCUGCCCCUGCCGCCGCCGCCCCGCCGGGACCCCCGGCCCGCGCCCGCCGCCCCGCGCCCGCGCCGCCCCCGCGCUGCGCCGCCUCUUCGCCCACCCGCUGUACCGCACCGCCCCGCCGGGCCCCGCCGAGCCGCUGCUGGGCGCCCGCGAAGCCCUGCGCUACUACCGGCGGAAGGCGGCUCGCUGGAACAGGAGACACAAGCUCUACAGGGAGGAGCUCAACCUGACGUCCCCUGCGGCGUCGGUGCCUCUGCGGCCAGAAGCCAGCUGGCUGCAGUUCCACCUGGGCAUCAGCCGGGAUGGGCUCUACCCCCGCUCCAGCCCCGUGGUUAACAGGCUGCUCCGGGACAUGCACGAGUUCCCCACCAUCAGUGCCGAUUACAGCCAGGACGAGAAGGCACUGCUGGGAGCCUGUGACUGCAGCCAGGUCGUGAAGCCCAGCGGGGUCCACCUGAAGCUGGUCCUCAGGUUCCAGGAUUUUGGGAAGGCCAUGUUCAAGCCCAUGAGGCAGAAACGCGAGGAAGAGACUCCCGAGGACUUUUUCUACUUCGUUGACUUCCAGCGGCACAACGCGGAGAUCGCCGCCUUCCACCUGGACAGGAUCCUGGAUUUCCGGAGGGUGCCGCCCACGGUCGGGAGGUGGAUCAACGUCACCAGGGAGAUCCUGGAGGUCACCAAGAACGAGGUCCUGCAGAGCGUGUUCUUCGUCUCACCAGCCGGCAACGUCUGCUUCUUCGCCAAGUGCCCCUACAUGUGCAAGACGGAGUACGCGGUGUGUGGGAACCCCCACCUCCUGGAAGGGUCCCUCUCCGCCUUCCUGCCCUCCCUCAACCUGGCACCACGGCUCUCCAUCCCAAACCCCUGGAUCCGCUCCUACUCGUUUGACGGAAAAGAGGAGUGGGAAGUGAAUCCUCUCUACUGCAACACAGUGAGGGAGAUCUACCCCUACAGCAAGGGCAACCGGCUGCUCAACAUCGUGGACAUGGCCAUCUUUGACUUCCUAAUAGGGAACAUGGACCGGCACCACUACGAAAUGUUCACCAAGUUCGGGGACGACGGAUUCCUCCUGCACCUGGACAAUGCCAGAGGGUUUGGGCGGCAUUCCCACGAUGAAACCUCCAUCCUGGCUCCGCUGUCCCAGUGUUGCACAAUAAAGAGGUCGACGUUAAUGCGGCUCCAGCUCUUGGCCGAGCCCGAGUAUCGGCUGAGCGACGUGAUGAGGGAAUCCCUCCUGCAGGACCCCCUGGCCCCUGUCCUCACCGAGCCCCAUCUCCUGGCCUUGGACAGACGGCUGCAGCUCAUCCUGGAAGCUGUGGGGAAGUGCAUCGACACCUACGGAGAAGCCACUGUGGUGGCCAACGACACCGCUCGGCCCCAGGCUCCUGCAUCAGACAGAGCGAAGCUGGACACUUAAACAGCCCUGAACUCGUGCCCAGAGGCAGGGAAAACCCCUGCAAGGCAAGUGGCAGGGUUUAACACGGCUGGUGAUUUCCACCUGCAAACACUUGCAGAGACUGGGAAGGGAAACCCUUCAGAGGAUCCUCGAGAAUCACCCUGGGCUCAUGUGCUGGUGCUCAGCCAGAGCUGCUGCGCUCGGCCAGGGUGUUGGUGUCACCACAGCAGAUCUUUGCACCUCAAACACCAGCUCUGUGGUGGAAUAGCAGUGAUCUGCUGUUCUGGAGUUGGUCCUGCCCUUGGGAGGGUGGGGGGACACAUGGCCUUGGUUUGCUCGACCUGCAGGGGGAUCCCGGUCCUGGUGAAGGACACAAACAGAUCCGAGGACGGGGGGUUGAAUAAAGAGAUGCCGAGAGCAUUUUCCUCUUA